Anopheles nili is the source of this 2085-nucleotide messenger RNA. RefSeq names its product exocyst complex component 8 (gene Exo84). Gene Ontology annotation, cellular component: exocyst. The coding region runs from base 1 to 2037 and encodes 678 amino acids. The transcript is spliced from 5 exons. Gene Ontology annotation, biological process: exocytosis; Golgi to plasma membrane transport; intracellular protein localization. NCBI's taxonomy places the organism in Eukaryota, Metazoa, Arthropoda, Insecta, Diptera, Culicidae. The record is from RefSeq and is a predicted model, not a curated record.
AUGCCUGAAGCCAGCACUGCGAUCUUUGAAAAAGACAGCUUUAACGCCGACAAAUAUGUGAAAAAUCUGGUACAAGACUGCGUCGGCGGUCCGGAGCUGCAGCAAACGAAGCAGAAGAUUCAAGCGCUUAGUGAGACAGUAUCAUCCACCCUAAAAAAACAUGUAUAUGAAAAUUACAUGCAGUUCAUCGAAACCGCAAAGGAGAUCUCGCAUCUCGAGUCGGAAAUGUAUCAGCUAUCACACAUACUCAUUGAACAGCGCAACCUAUUGACGACAUUGCGGGAUGAAUCGCUGCUGGACGAACAGAAAAACAUCAUCGAAGAGCAAAGCAUUGACCCAAAUGUAAACGAGGAACAGCAAAACCGGAAAGCGAUUCAAUUGAUCAAGGAAUCACUGCUCGGCUACAAAGGAAACCUAGAUGAUAAAGUUUUCAUUCACGAAGGCGGGCUAAUUGAGCUGGAUUCCAACGAUUACCGACCCAUUUGCCGGAUCCAUCUGUUUUUGUUUAACGAAGUGUUAGUGCUGGCGAAAGUACGAAAUGAAAAGAAACUUGAAUUUCAAACGGAAUACGAAACGAAAAAGAUCGCCGUCAUCAACAUCAAGGAUCUGGACGGAGUGAACAAGAAUGCGAUCAAUGUGAUCACUAGCGACGGAGCCCGCAUGUUCCAGUGCAUCAAUCCUGCCGCUAAGCAGGAGUGGAUCGACAAAUUUGAGUACGCCAUCAAGUUCAAUCAGGUGAAAAAACCCAAAAAAACACAAGCCCCUCCACCACCGACGAGCUUGAAGUUCGAGGCUCCUCAAAAGUCCAUCGAGAGUGAAUUGCUCGCUCUCAGUCCAACAGCUUCGGAAAUGGGUCGUGCCAUCGUUGAAAAUCUGCCUCCCGACUGGUUGGUAACGGCGCCAGAGGAAAUACAGGCCGAAAUCGCGCAGCGCCACUUCGAGGACUGCCUGGCGUUGCUGCAAAGGUGCGAAGAACAUCUUCUCCAGGACAGCUCCUUCCACGGGGCUUCGGAAAUAGGGGAGAAGGUGAAGACGCUCAAAGCGUCGCUAGCGUCGGUACUGAUGCAUGAGCUGUCCAACUCGCAAAGUCGCAGCUUGCAAGCCGCCUUACGUUCGAGCCGUAGGCCCCUGAAACUGCUGGUAGAAAUGGAAAAAUCGCGCGAAGCUUGCGGCAUUCUGCUACGCGUGUGCACGACGGCCAUUCGAACUUCACAGCGCCAAGCUCGUCGCAAUAAUUUAGCCGUUUCUGAGCUGUUCUUCUGCGACGUAGCGCUCGUUGCCAGUGAGUUUCUGCGAGCCUUCAGCGCGAAGGCCUCAUGCACGAGCGCUCUGAUCGUGUGGUGCAACAUGGAGCUGCAAUAUUUCGCUUCGCAGCUGAUAAAGCACUACCUGACGAAAGACACUCAGCUAGAGACAGUCGCAAAGGUGGUGGAAGGCGUGCGUGAACCAUGUCUAAAGUUGCGCGAGAUCGGCCUUGAUCUAUCCUAUCAUAUGGAAGGUUUGCUGCGCAGCACUCUUGGGCAGCUGAUUGACGAGGCCCGUUACCGGCUUAUCGACUCAAUCGGUCGCACCGAGGAUCCGUGGCAGCCCUACAAUCUGCUAACGAAGACCGGUCUGCGCACGCUGUUGAAGGAGUUCGAUACGCUUGGUGUCGACUUCCGGGCGUACGUCACAGGAGACACGUGGAUCAACCUUACACAGGCAACAGUCGGCUUCUGCCGGCAUUUGCUGCAAACGACGGAAAGUUGUGCCUUCCUGGCGAAAUACGACUCGCUACAGCGUGAGGCGGAGCUGCUAAUACGCGAGUUGUUCCUUUCUCAGCAUUCCACCAAGCCACCAAACUCACUUAACGCAGACAUGAACUUCGUGGCGAAAAAUAAAACCUACAUGGCCGAAGUGCUGCUCCCGAUUGCAAUGGGACGGUUUGAACGAAUCACCGGUAAAAAGCCGGAUCUGCUCGCAGAGUUGCAUGUGCAGCUUCGAAUGGUGCCCCCGAAACCGAAACCGCGCAGCGUGUAUCAGACAGACGUUCUAUGAAAGGAUGAUUUAGUGAUAUCCAAGUAGGUUCUUUCUAAGAUUGCCUUA